CUUAUCUCUUUUCUCUCUUCAGCCGCACCUCAAUUUCCAGCUACUAUCAGUCCAUCAAAGCCCUGCAAAAACCUCCAUAACUCAAAUCCAAUCCAGAAAACUAUUAUUAUGUCACUUCAUCCCACUGUUACCUGAAACUCAAUCCACAAUUCUAUCACACUUCACUGGCUAUGGAGCUCUGUUCAAGCUUCAAACCGCACUUGAAUGUCCAUCACCCAUCAGACCUCAGCUUUUCAUCCUCAUUAUCACCCUUCCCUCUCCAAACCCACCUCAAGAUUUCCAGAAUUCCGGCACCCAUUUCUCCAAAGUUCCGAAUUUUAGCCGUAGCGGUGGAGCCCAAAGAACUCCCGGAGAACAGCCCACAGAGGCUCCUGAAAGAGCUCGCGCAGCGCAGAAAGGCAACUUCCCCCAAGAAGAAGGCGCCGCCGAGACGGUUUAUACUCAAGCCUCCGCUAGAUGACGCGAGGCUAGCGGAAAGGUUUCUUAAUAGCCCGCAGUUGUCGUUAAAGUCGUUCCCUUUAUUGAGCUCUUGCCUGCCCCCUUCGAAGCUCAAUAAUUAUGAUAAAGCUUGGAUUGGGGACUAUUUGGUGGAGGCGAAGCAGGCUCUUGGGUACCCGCUGGAGCCGUCGGAUAACUUCGGGGACGAUAACCCGGCUAAGCAGUUUGAUACGCUGUUGUAUUUAGCCUUUCAGCACCCAUUUAUUGAGAAGAAUAAUGCGAGGCAUGUGAGGUCGGGGCACUCGAGGCUAGGGUUCUUGGGAGAAUAUGUGGUUGAAUUGGCCUUAUGCGAGUUCUUCUUGCAGAGGUAUCCCAGGGAAUCGCCUGGGCCGAUGAGGGAGAGAGUGUAUGCUUUGAUUGGGAAGAGGUUUCUCCCCAAGUGGAUCAAAGCUGCCAGUUUGCAAAAUUUGAUUUUUCCUUCUGAUGAUAUGGAUAAAUUGAAACGAUCAGAGCGAGAACCUCCCUGCAAAUCUGUAUUCUGGGCUUUGUUCGGAGCAAUCUAUUUGUGCUUUGGCAUGCCUGAAGUUUAUCGAGUUCUCUUCGAAGUAUUUGGAAUGGAUCCCGAGGCUGAAGACUGCCAACCCAGACUCAGGAGACAACUAGAGGAUGUAGACUAUGUAUCUGUAGAAUUUGAAGGCAACAAGCUAAGCUGGCAAGAUGUUGCUACAUACAAGCCUCCAGAAGAUGCUCUUUUUUCGCAUCCUAGGCUAUUCCGGGCAUGUGUUCCACCGGGCAUGCAUCGGUUCCGUGGAAAUAUAUGGGAUUACGAUACUAGACCUCAAGUCAUGAAAACACUCGGUUAUCCAUUGACAAUGACAGAUAGAAUUCGUGAGAUCACCGAUGCCAGAAACAUAGAACUUGGACUCGGUUUGCAGCUUGCUUUCAUGCACCCCUCAAAGUACAAGUUUGAACAUCCACGGUUUUGUUAUGAGCGAUUAGAAUAUCUCGGUCAGAAAAUCCAGGAUCUUAUAAUGGCGGAGAGGUUGCUUAUGAAGCAUCUGGAUGCACCCGGAAGAUGGUUGAUGGAGAGACAUCGUCGUAUCUUGAUGAACAAGUUCUGUGGGAAGUACUUGCGGGAAAAGUUUCUCCACCGGUUUAUCAUAUACAGCGAGGAAGUCCAGGAUGCAUACGAGCACAACCGGAGGUUGAGAAAUCCAGCCACGACUUCGGUUCAACAAGCCAUUCACGGUGUGUCAUAUGCCGUAUAUGGGAAACCAGAUGUCCGACGCCUCAUGUUUGAGGUUUUCGACUUUGAGCAAACCCAACCGAAGGCAGUUUAAGGCCUCGGUUUGAGACAUAGCAGCACGGUGUUCUACCCUAGUCUGAAGAUUCAUCGUCAGAUUGACAAGAAAAGUAGAAGAGGUUCGAAAUUGUUUGUAGUGAGAGAUUGAGAUUGCAGAUGAGAGGAAUGUACAGUUUUCCCCCAAUUCCCAUGUUAAGAUGUACAUCAAAUGUACUUGAGUUGUAUAAGAUGAGAUUCUGAUUCUCAUGGAUUCAAACUAUAAAAUCUUAGAGAGAGAGAGAAAAGCCAGGUUUUAGGGCAAAGUGGGGGUUCUAGUGACAGAGAGAAGCCAUGGCCAGAAUUGAGGAGAAGUUCCAAAGAAUGAUGAUAACUGGUGUGACAUAUUUUAUUUUAGGGUUUAUUCUACUUUUGAUCUUGUAUUAUUUCUAUUUAUGACAUGUGAUUACUUUGUGCUUGUGAGAAAAAAA
Ipomoea nil (Japanese morning glory) is the source of this 2208-nucleotide messenger RNA. RefSeq names its product ribonuclease III domain-containing protein RNC1, chloroplastic. The record is from RefSeq and is a predicted model, not a curated record. Gene Ontology annotation, biological process: regulation of gene expression; rRNA processing. The transcript is spliced from 5 exons. Gene Ontology annotation, molecular function: double-stranded RNA binding; ribonuclease III activity. Bases 171 to 1778 code for a protein of 535 amino acids. Lineage: Eukaryota; Viridiplantae; Streptophyta; Magnoliopsida; Solanales; Convolvulaceae. Gene Ontology annotation, cellular component: nucleus.